Helianthus annuus (common sunflower) is the source of this 763-nucleotide messenger RNA. RefSeq lists its product as uncharacterized. NCBI's taxonomy places the organism in Eukaryota, Viridiplantae, Streptophyta, Magnoliopsida, Asterales, Asteraceae. The record is from RefSeq and is a predicted model, not a curated record. The transcript has 3 exons. The coding region runs from base 23 to 637 and encodes 204 amino acids.
AAAGAGACACCCCCCCGAGUCAAUGGAUCCAGAAGCGUGGUGUAAGCUCAUUCAUGGGUUGUUCACAACUCCCGAGUAUAUGAAUCGUUCUGAAAAAAAUAAGGCAAACAGAGCAAAACAACUUUAUGGAAGUUAUCACGGGAGUCAAUCUCUUGCCAAUAGGCGACACAAAGAGGUUAAAGAAACCGGGCGAGCCCGCUAUGUUGAAGGUUGGAAAGAAAUGCAUUGUAAGAAAGGCAAAUGGAUUAACGACAAUGCAAAACAUGCUUGGGAAAACAUUGAAGAAGAGUAUAAUAGAUCAUUGUCGUGCUCGGGUGGGGAUGAAAUGGCGGUUGAUCAAGUUGGGUGUCUUAAAAAAGCUUUAGGGACUCGCCAUUCUCACUUACGGGGCGUUGGACGAGUUUUAAAAAGUGUAACACCCGAGCUAUUCCCUAAUGUAAAUAGGGAUGUAGAGGAUGAGCGUUGGCGAAGACAAGAAGAAGCUAAUGAGAAGUUGCGAAAAGAUAAUGAGGCUUUGAAAGCACAAAUGAAACAUAUAUUAAAGUUGGUACUUCCCGGCUCGUCAUUUCCACUUGAAGAAGAAGAUGAUCAAGAAGAGGAACAAGAAGAUGAACAAGAAGAUGAUGACUUUGUGUAACUUAGUUUCGUUUUACUUGGAAGAAUGUAUUUAAAUGAUAUAUUGCAACUUUUAAGUAUUUAGAUGUUAUGUCUAUUAUAUUAGAAUUGACCUUAGUUUGAUUUUGAAAUUUGUCGUUUGAAUGAA